UUCUAACACAGGAGGAGGCAAUUCCCACGGAGCCAUGGAUUACUAAAAAAACCAAACGACGGAAACAAAGGAAACGAGGUAAACGAUCUGGGAUCUUAAUCAAGCUAAGAACUCGCACUAAAACUCCUCUGCCUUCAAUUUUCCUAACAAAUAUACGCUCACUUGCAAAUAAGAUGGAUGAAAUACUCCUCUUAAACAAAUACUAUUCUGAUUUUCGCAAUUCAGCAGUCCUAUGCUUCUCUGAAACCUGGUUAAAUGAAUCAAUUGAAAAUAGCAGCCUGAACUUUCCAGGAUUUCAAAUUGAACGAUCAGACAGGAUUCCAGAAACAUCUGGUAAAAAGAAAGGAGGAGGCUUAUGCCUAUAUAUUAAUUCAACCUGGUGUCAAGAUUUUAACAUAAUUUACAAAUUCUGUGACAACAAUUUAGAGACUCUAAUUAUCAACUGCAAACCUUACUAUUCGCCUCGUGAAUUUUCCUCAUUUCUUCUAAUUGCUGUUUAUGUCCCACCACAAGCCUGUGUAAACGAGGCAUUACGAACUCUAGCUGACCAAAUCAUGGAGGCUGAAGCCAAACACCCUGAUUCACUGGCCAUUGUUUUGGGAGAUCUAAACAAGGCAAACUUAAGGAAAGAACUACCAAAAUACUUUCAGCAUGUCAAUUGUCCCACCAGAGGCAAGAAUACUCUAGACCACUGCUACACAACACUAAAAGAUGCCUAUCGGUCUUUACCACGUGCAGCUGUAGGACACUCUGAUCAUUGCAUGAUUCACCUUGUACCUGCUUACAGGCAAAGACUUAAAGCCAUAAAACCAAUAAUUAAAUCAGUGAAAACCUGGACGGAGGAAUCAGAAUUAAAGCUACAGGCAUGUUUUGACUGCACUGAUUGGAAUAUUUUUAAAGAUACCUCUGCAGACCUGGAUGAACUCACAGAUACUGUAACAUCAUAUGUCAGCUUCUGUGAAGACCUAUGUGUACCUACAAGGAACUUGCGAAUACACAGUAAUAACAAACCUUGGUUUACACCUAAACUUAAGCAGCUACGACAUUCCAAAGAGGAAGCCUACAGAAAAGGUGAUAAAAUGCUGUACAAUCAGGCCAGAAAUGCACUAACAAGGGAGAUAAGAGCAGCAAAAAGAAGCUACUCUGAAAAGCUAAAGAAUCAAUUUUCAGCAAAUGAACCAGCAAACAUGUGGAAAACUCUUAAAAAUAUCACCGGCUAUGGCAAACCUCCUUCCCAGGCUGAAGGUAAUCAACAACUGGCAGAUGACCUGAAUGAGUUUUACUGCAGGUUUGAAAGGAAACUACAGCCACCUAUCUCCACAACCCCCAUCUCAGACACACCAACAACAGCCAAGCCUCCUACAACUGACCCCAUUUCAUUGGGUUCACAACCCCUAGUGAUCACAGAAAAGGAAGUGCAGGACCUAUUUCACAGACAAAAGCCAGGAAAAGCUCCAGGCCCAGACAAGAUAACUCCUUCUUGCUUAAAAGUUUGUGCUGACCAAUUGGCCCCCAUCUUCACCCAUAUUUUCAAUAAAUCACUAGAGAUGUGCUAUGUUCCUUCUUGCUUCAAACGCUCUACCAUCAUCCCAGUGCCGAAGAAGCCCACCAUCAAGGAACUGAAUGACUACAGACCAGUUGCUCUAACAUCUGUAGUAAUGAAAACCUUUGAAAGGCUAGUGCUUUCCUACCUGAAAUCCAUCACGGAUCCGCUGUUAGACCCCUUGCAAUUUGCAUACCGAGCAAAUAGAUCAACAGAUGAUGCUGUUAAUAUGGCUCUGCACUACAUCCUACAACAUCUUGAGUCUCCAAAGACCUAUGCAAGGGUCCUUUUUGUAGACUUUAGUUCAGCAUUCAAUACCAUCAUUCCAGACAUUCUUCUAACUAAGCUAAACCAGUUCAAGUACCGGAACAGACUUGUAAGUGGAUCACAAGCUUCCUAACAAACAGGAAGCAGCAGGUGAAGCUAAGCAAGAUCACAUCAAAUACCUGUACAAUUAGCACAGGGGCCCCCCAAGGCUGUGUGCUCUCCCCACUUCUCUCUGUAUACCAAUGACUGCAUCUCCAAUGAUCCAUCAGUUAAGCUACUGAAGUUCGCAGAUGACACAACAGUGAUUGGUCUCAUUCGAGACAAUGACGAAUCCGCAUAUAGACGAGAGGUCGAACGACUAGCCUUGUGGUGCAACCAAAACAAUCUGGAACUGAACACACUCAAAACCGUAGAAAUGGUGGUAGACUUUAGGAAAAACCCUUCCAUACUUCCACCUUUCACAAUACUUGACAACACAGUAUCAACAGUAGAAACCUUCAAAUUUCUGGGUUCUAUCAUAUCGCAAGAUCUCAAAUGGACAGCUAACAUCAAAAACAUCAUUAAAAAAGGACAACAAAGAAUAUUCUUUCUGCGCCAACU
Ahaetulla prasina is the source of this 2410-nucleotide messenger RNA. RefSeq lists its product as uncharacterized. Bases 174 to 1943 code for a protein of 589 amino acids. The transcript is spliced from 2 exons. The record is from RefSeq and is a predicted model, not a curated record. NCBI's taxonomy places the organism in Eukaryota, Metazoa, Chordata, Lepidosauria, Squamata, Colubridae.